Acanthocheilonema viteae is the source of this 348-nucleotide messenger RNA. The record is from the annotation of a GenBank genome assembly. NCBI's taxonomy places the organism in Eukaryota, Metazoa, Nematoda, Chromadorea, Rhabditida, Onchocercidae.
AUGCAAUUGCUACUCCAACGACAUGCGAUUUGUGUAACGAUGUUUGUGUGUCCAAUUCUAAUAACGCAAUGCGAAAAUAGCGAUGGGUAUAAAGAGGUAUCCAACAGACGACUUACCGAUAAGAUUGCGGAGAAAGCCAAGCAAACUGUCGUUGACAUCGGUGAAGUGAUGAAAUCUCAACAAUCUGUCUUGGAAUGUAACGGCAAAAAAUUUGCUAAAUUUAUAGAUGUCCAAACAACAAUAUUUUCGUAUUUUAUCAGUGUUGUGAAAAUGCUCCUAAAGAAUGUUGUUGGCAUAUUCGAUAUUGGCUCACGUAAGCAUUUCGAUUUCUGGAAUAUGAGUACCUGA